UCCCCGAUGCCAGGCGGGGUUGUGAUGCGGCCGUUGUUUUUGUAGGGUCGCGGUGAGGCUUGAGAAAGAGCGGCCCAUGGAGCCGGGGAGCGCUUGGAGGACGGUGUAACCCUCCUCUAUUCCAGCUCUUUUCCCCCGCUUUGUUAGCGCAAUAAAGAGGAAAGGGAGCGCUUCCCAGUACAAUAAUGGGAGCCCGGCUCCUUCCCCAUGGGCCGCCGAUGAGCAGCGGAAAGAAUGUCGGCGCGGGCCGCGGGUGACGUCAGGAGGGAGCAGCGCAGCGCGGCGGCGGUCAGGCAGCGGCAGCGGCGGCCCCGCCACGGCGAAGGAGGAGGAGGCGGAGGAGGCGGGAGCGGCGCCGGCCCCGCCGCCACCGCAGCGGCAAUGGCGGCCGUCGGAGAGCGCAGGUCCCUGCCCAGCCCCGAGGCGAUGCUGGGGCAACCCUGGAGCCAUUGGGUCGAUGCUGCUAAACUUCACGGGAACGACGGAACGGCGUUAGAAGAAAGUUUUAAGGAAUACGGACGGAACCGAGAAGCAAUGCGACUUUGCCGAGAAGAUAUGCCAAUAUUUGGUCUUUGCCCGGCUCAUGAUGAUUUCUAUUUGGUGAUGUGUAACCACUGUAAUCAGGUCGUAAAACCACAGGCAUUUCAAUCACAUUAUGAAAGAAGACACAGCUCCUCCAGCAAGCCACCUUUGACUCCUCCCUCCUCUUCAGUAUUUUCCCUCAUAUCAUCCUUCCCUGCAAAAAACAAAGGUAGCUGUGGAAGUGGGAGCAAUCGUUCAUCUAGUGGAGGUACUAGUGCAUCAUCAUCAAAUUCCAAGUUGUUGAAAUCACCCAAAGACAAGCUGCAGAUCAGCGGAAACAACAGGUUAAUGCAUUCGGUACAGCAUAGCAAAGUUCCCCAUGAUAAAAUUAUGACUCCAUCUGUCAAAGUGGAAAAGAUUCAUCCAAAGAUAGAUGGUGCCCAACUGAAAGCUGCUGUUGGUCCAACUUGUUCUACUACUGUGAGUUCCUCAAUAAAGACUGGCCUUAAUUGUCCCUCAAUACCAAAGCCACCCUUGCCUUCCCCUGGACAGAUACUGAAUGGUAAAGGUCUUCUCUCUGUGCCUCCGUUUUUGGAAAAGAAACCUGAAGAAAAUACAAAUAAUAGGAAAUUUUUACAUAAAAGAUUGUCAGAGAGAGAAUUUGAUCCUGAUAUAUACUGUGGUGUCAUUGAUGUGGAAACCAGGAAACCUUGUACUAGGUCUUUGACAUGCAAGGAGGAGGACCACAGAGAUGCCAAGCGGCCUUUUGGGCCACCAGUGGCAAAACAUCAGCGUCUCUGA
Melopsittacus undulatus (budgerigar) is the source of this 1323-nucleotide messenger RNA. RefSeq names its product ataxin 7 (gene ATXN7). The record is from RefSeq and is a predicted model, not a curated record. The transcript has 8 exons. Bases 235 to 1323 code for a protein of 362 amino acids. NCBI's taxonomy places the organism in Eukaryota, Metazoa, Chordata, Aves, Psittaciformes, Psittaculidae.